Molecule: messenger RNA, 1185 nt
Organism: Benincasa hispida (wax gourd)
Lineage: Eukaryota; Viridiplantae; Streptophyta; Magnoliopsida; Cucurbitales; Cucurbitaceae
Product: expansin-A8
Biological process (GO): plant-type cell wall organization
Cellular component (GO): extracellular region
Source: RefSeq, a predicted model, not a curated record
UCUAUUUCCCACUCCACACUACAAACUUCACAAAAAACCCAUCUUCUCCAUUCUUAUGCCAAUGGCUCCCUCACCAAUCUCUUCUCUUUCAAUCUUCUUCCUCAUUUUCCUUCCUUCAAUCUCCGCCGAUUACGGCCACGCCACCUUCUAUGGCGGCGGUGACGCUUCCGGCACAAUGGGUGGUGCUUGUGGGUAUGGGAAUUUGUACAGUCAAGGAUAUGGAACGAACACGGCGGCGCUCAGUACUGCUCUGUUCAACAAUGGCCUCAGCUGUGGGUCCUGCUAUGAAAUUUCUUGCAACAGUGAUCCUAAAUGGUGUCUUCCUGGAAAAAUCAUCGUCACUGCCACUAAUUUCUGUCCACCAAACUUUGCUCUGUCCAACGACAAUGGUGGCUGGUGCAACCCUCCUCUGCAACACUUCGAUUUGGCUGAGCCUGCUUUUCUCCAAAUCGCUCAGUACCGUGCUGGCAUCGUCCCUGUUUCCUUCCAAAGAGUACCAUGUAUGAAGAAGGGAGGAAUAAGAUUCACCAUAAACGGACAUUCAUAUUUCAACUUGGUUCUGAUCACCAACGUGGGCGGCGCCGGCGACGUCCACUCUGUGUCAAUCAAAGGUUCCAAAACAGGGUGGCAAGCAAUGUCCAGAAAUUGGGGACAGAAUUGGCAGAGCAACAAUUACUUAAACGGACAGAGCCUCUCUUUCCAAGUCACCACCAGCGACGGCCGUACCGUCACUAGCUACGACGCUGUUCCGGCCAACUGGCAGUUCGGGCAGACAUUCGAAGGAGGCCAAUUCUAAAAUAAAAGUUUAGAGAGGGUAUGACAGGGUAGAGUAGGAAGAUCUCCGGCCGCCCGUCACGGUGGCCGGUUAUUGCAGUGGUGGUUGACUUACACCCGCUAGGUCUUUGGGAUUUCAAAAAAUACAUAUAUAAAUAUAUUAAAAAAAAACAUAUAUUUAUAUGAUAUAUAUAUAUAUAUAUAUAGGAAAAUACUGUGUGUAGAAGAAAAAUGGUUCAAGGAAGAAGGAGUUUUGGGUUUUAGGGAAAGAAAAAAUGUCUCAUUCCCAUUGGCUAUCUUUAGAAAAGAAUUGUUGAUUUAGUCCUCUCAAUUUAUUAAUAUGAGGGCAUUGUAUUACUGUUUUUCCCCCCUUAGAAAUUAAGGUUUAAAUUGAAAUUUUUAUUUUCUCCA